AUGUCAUCUAACAAACGUCAGAGUUUGUUUUGCUCGGUUAUGGAUGAAAUUUUUUUAUGAAAUGCCACGUAUUUUUUAGGGAAAAACUAGCGAAUUUAGGUGAAAAUGGGAAAUUCCGAGAGCGUAGAGGUACCCGGCGGAGGUACCGAGGGAUACCACAUUCUUAAGGUUCAACCAGACUCUCCCGGGGCCAAAGCAGGCCUGCAACCAUUUUUCGACUUUAUCAUCUCAAUAAAUGGUGUACGCCUGGACAAAGACGAUGGGCGACUAAAAGACAUUUUAAAGGCUGGAGUUGGCAAAUCCUUACCGGUUGCCCUCUACAGCUGGAAAACCCAAACUGUCCGUAGUGUGAUGGUCCAACCGAGUGACUCUUGGGGUGGACAAGGUUUAUUGGGGAUCAGUAUAAAGUUUUGCUCCUUCGAAACUACUAAGGACAAUGUGUGGCAUAUUUUGGAGGUGCAGCCAAAUUCUCCAGCAGAUUUAGCUGGUUUAAAGGCUUUUUCUGACUAUAUAGUCGGUUCCGACUCAAUUCUGCAUGAAAGUGAUGACUUGUACAAUCUCAUAGAAAACCACGAUGGAAACCCAUUGAAAUUGUAUGUGUAUAAUUGUGACAGUGAUAACUGUAGGGAGGUCACUAUCACUCCUAAUUCUCGAUGGGGUGGAGAAGGUUUAUUAGGUUGUGGUAUCGGCUACGGGUACCUACAUAGGAUACCUUUAAGUACCUUGCCACCACCAUCCACAGCAGAGACGCCCAAAGUACCAACAGUAACCAGCACUGUUACCACCCCAACGGUGCCAUCUACUGUAUCAACCGUGAGUGCCCCACAAGACAUUUCUCAUUUAGUGGAUAGCGCCGCUACUUUAAAACUAACCGAAGUGGUGGAACAAUCGACUCAACCCCAACCAAUGACAAUGCCAAAUGUACCACCCUCAGUGUCUUUACCGCAAUUAACAACCCCUCAACCCAAACCGGACGUAAUGCCUCAAUUGAGCGGUCCACCACCACCCUCCGCUCCUCCUACAGUCCAACCCAAUGUAACUUUACCGCAUUUCACCAUGCCCAAUAUACCGUUACAAACCAACGUGACUUUACCGCAAUUCCCCCUAAACCCGAUGGUUUCGCCUCCGGUGUCUCCAAAUUUCCAGCCUCAGUCGGUCCCACAGAUUCCCAUGUACAACCCCAAUAGUUUCCCCACAACGAAUCAGAUGGUGCCGCCGUAUCCAAAUGUGAGUUCUAUGCCGAGUAACGUGAUGAUCACUCAGCCGACUCAGUUGAUUUACGAUCCGACUAUUGCAGCACGGUCUGCGCAGCAGUUGUUGAGUGGAAAUACUCAGCAGGGCACUUAAGCCAGUUAUUUGGUAAUUUAUAAGAUGCCCGGGGCCAGUUUUAUUAACGUGGAUGCGUGGAAUAAACACUACUUGCUAAUAUAGCUAAUUAAUUUUACAUUCUGUACUUUUAUUGUUAUUUAAGUUUGUGAUAUUUAUAGGGAAAUACGUUUAUUUGUGCGACUGUACAUAAACAAUGCGUAUAUUUGUAAUAUAUUAGUGUCAGAGAUAA
Messenger RNA from Anthonomus grandis grandis, 1558 nucleotides. It is a transcript of the gene Grasp65, whose product is annotated as Golgi reassembly-stacking protein 2. Gene Ontology annotation, biological process: Golgi organization. Gene Ontology annotation, molecular function: protein binding. The transcript has 5 exons. Bases 106 to 1347 code for a protein of 413 amino acids. Gene Ontology annotation, cellular component: Golgi apparatus. The record is from RefSeq and is a predicted model, not a curated record. NCBI's taxonomy places the organism in Eukaryota, Metazoa, Arthropoda, Insecta, Coleoptera, Curculionidae.